AAAUCUGUUAUGUUGUUAUGUGUUUAUUCUGAUGGCGGCUUUGAACCAUUUAAAGGUUUAAACAAUAGGAAUUAUAUAUCGUUUAACUAUCAUUUUUCUCACUAAAGGAUUCUGGGUACCGCACUGUUUAUACACGGUACGAUUGCUGAUAUUUAAUCAUGCCUGGGGAAAGAAGGCGAAUUGUUUCCAGCAAUCAGCGACAUGCGCAUCCAGGAACAAAAGGACCAUCAACGGCUCCGUCUUCUGUGAAGCGUACUGUUUCUGAAACUUCACAGAGAUCUCAAAGAAAUUACAGCAUCACAUCACAGAAGCCUAAAAAUAUGGACAAAACAAAACCGACACAUGUUGGCCACGGGCGGGCUAAAACCCAACCUCCUCCAGAGACCAAAAAGGUUGAAGAAUCGGUACCAGUCCAUGAGCAAAAUGGGAACAGUAAUUCUGAACCGGAAGUAGAAGUCGAAAUGGAUGAUAAUACGGAUCGAGCAAAGGAGGAAAGUUCUUCUGAUUUGGAAAAUAACAAGAGUGAAACGGUACAACAGAAAGAAGAUGAUGACAAGAAGUCAGAAUCGGACGAAAAAUGGGCUGAAAAAGCUCCGGAAGAAUACAAUAUAAAAUCUUUUAAUGAUAAGAUUUUAGAAUACAGCGAAGUAUUCGAAACGGAUAAGUUUGAUAAUGUAAAUGAGGACUUCCCAGUUGAGGAUCUAAUUUCAUUUGUCAACGUCAUUUCCGGUACAAUUGACGAGUUUAAACAACAGUCCCAGGACAGCCAAAAACAGCUAGAGGAACUGUGUUCUAAAAUGAAGCAUGUGAAGCAGAACAUCCAUUUUAGUAUUACUAAGAGACAGAUGGAACUUUCACCAGAGGAAGAAAUUCAAAGCAUUGAACAGAGAGAGCUUACGGAAAAACUCGCAAAAUUGAAUGCCGAAGUUGCCCGAGCGAACGCGGAACUAUCCGAAGCUAUCCGACUAUCCGUAGAAACAGAACGCACUGCUACAGCAGCCCAAGUCUACGCACAAAAAGCAAAAGACGAGGCGCAACAAAUUGAAGAAGAAAUCGAAUUAAAACGAAACCACGAAGCUAAGAAGAAAGUGGAAGAAACAAGGAAAAUGGAGGAAGCUAUUCAAAAGCAGGAAGAAGAAGAGCGAAUGAUAGAACAAGCUAAACAGGACAAAGAAGCAGAAUGGAAAAGAAAAGAAUCGGGCUUUGUGGAGAAAAGUGCAGUUUGGGAAAAGUGGCCUACAUUUGAAAUUGUGCUAGAAAAUGGGGAUGUUGGAUGUGUUGUCCGAGCCAGUCCUGGCCACUUCUCUCCAGAUCAUGUCGAGCUAGAACCAGUUAGUCAACUAAAUUGCAAUCUGACCUACGGCCCACAGGAAGAACUAGUCAGCAGUAUACUGAGGUUCUCGUCGACGGUUGAAGACGGCAAACUGGAUGUCCCUGUAUACAUAUGCGUACCUUUCACCUUAUCCCGAACAAGUGCACACUCGAGGGAACCAUUCAUUAAAGCAGAAAUUAACGGAAGAUGGAGCGAUCUAGAAACCAGAGAAGUUACCUUUGACCAUCAUAAGGAAGCGAAAUUUGCCCAAGCAGAGCUAAAAACCUUUGCUAAGUUUGCAGUAAUGACAAGAUUGAAGAGAGAUUAUAUAACUUUUUCAAAAAGAUCAGCUAAAAUUGCUUCAUCAUAUGAUCAGCGGGUUACCCUGACUGUUCCCAAAGAAACCUUCAAAUCAAGAGAACACGUUCUUCUACAGGUUCAGCCUGUUGAUUCGACUACCAUACAUGAACUGCAACAGAAGAAGCCCGAGUGUAAACACAUCCUUACGUCAAGCCCUAUAAUCAAAAUAUCCUGGGAAGGAGCCGACAUCGUCAAACCAAUAACCGUAACGAUCCCAUGCCCACCAAAUCCAGCAAAGGCAAGAAAGAUUGCCCAAAUGAGAAAAAUGAAAGAAGAUAAGAUGAAACAAGCUCGACCCGUAAUCGUCACGUAUGACGAAGAACAGGAGAAGAAGCGACUUCUGGAAGAAAAGAAGAAAAAGUACCAACAGCAACAAGAAGAAGCUAUGAAUGAAUUGGAAGAAAAGAAAUUUGUUCAAACAAAGUGGUAUAUGGGAGAUUAUGCGCAUACCGAUGAUGAUGAGACUGAUCUACUUUAUCUUUUGACGCAAUCAUCCAAUGGUAAAUGGUCAGUUCUAGAGAACAUACAUAUUCAUCAGAUCAAGUUAGAUUUACUACAGUUCGAUAUGACCAAACCCUUAGAUAGUUUCAUGGUGCUUCGUACCCGUAUGAACACACCAGACGAUACAGUCGCUCUCAUGGCCAAUAUAAUAUCUGAAUUCUUGUCACAGAGAUUUGCUCAGGUUCUUGUUAAACAAAGGAGCGAUGAUCCUUAUGACACACUUAUCAGUGUUGUUCCAGCAAACAAAGCAGUUAAAACUUCCAAAGAAAUGGCGGCAAAAGGAUACAUUGAAGGUCCCGAUCCCAGUCCCGUUAUAAACCUCAAUGAAGGAGAUCACAUCGAGAUUGCAUUCAGAGGGAAUAUUUGUGACACUACAAACAGACCACCUUUAUUUGUGUACAAUUCAAAUAUUAUCUCGGAACUGGAAGUUUACCUUUCGGAAGUCGACAAAUACUUACAAAAGAACUUCCGAGUGUAUCGCGGAAAGAUACAAAUUUAUCGGUGCUAUUGUGAUGUGAAGGAAAAGAAAGCCAAACGACAAAUGUCUGUCGCAGACGACAUUGGGCAGACCGCCAUUACAGAAAAGAUCAAACAACAUUUAUGUGAUAUUCCAAUAAAUAUUCCAAAGUACAAUUUGGAGUCAUCGCCUGUUCCAGUGAAAGCCCCAGUUACCAUAGUAAACGAUUCUGAUCCAAUUAAUGAAAAUCUUAUGCGAUACCUAGCUGUUGAAAUGGGAGAGGAAUGGCGCCGACUUGCUCAAAUAUUGAAUGUAAGCCGUGCACGGAUGCAAGCAAUUUUAAGAAAUAUUCAAAUCAGCGACGGAACGGAAGAGGACGCACGGUACGAGAUGUUGAUGAGUUGGUUGAAGAAAAUGCCAAAGGCAGUUGAUAAGGUCUCUACGUUGAAUGGUGCUUUAAUGAGAUGUGGACGAGACGACUUGACGGAAGAAAUACAAAAACGUAACAAGGAGUUCCGAAUGCAACAUAUUCAUUGAGUGAUCAAUGUAAAACAUAGAGAUUGAGAAACUUCCUUAAGAUCUAUCCACACGUGAUAUUGCAAUAAAAUUAAUCGUCACGUGACAUUGCAAUAGGAUCAAUCCUUACGUGAUAUUUCAAUAUGUUAAGUCAUCACGUGAUAUUGUAAUAAAAUGAUUCGUCACAUGAUAUUUAAAUAGGAGUAGUCAUCACGUGAUAUUGCAAUAGUAUGAAUAAUCACGUCAUAUUACAAUAGGAUAAAUCGCUAUGUGAUUUUGCAAUAUUUAUGAUAUAAUUACUUUGCUUACAAUAAUGCGCAGAUUUUUAAUAUUGGAACAUUAUAGUGGUAGAUGCGGUACAUUGAGGGUCUAGAAAUUUUUAUGAGCAGGGAAAAUGUUGAAAAAGAUACAGUUAUGAAACAGUCUUUCGAAAGACAAAACAAAAAUCAAAAUCAAAAUAUAAACGGUGAUUUUGCUAUGAACUUUCAGUUUGUUCUUAAAAUGUGAAAUAUGUUUAUUGUGAAAUUCGUAAACUGUUUAUUUUAUAGUUAUAGUUUAAAUUAUAUUACAAUAUAUGGUUACGGUUAGAAACUUUAGUAGUUUUAUGUUGGGAAGCAACCAUAGAACCACGUUUAAUCCACCAUUUUCUACAUGAUGGUGGAAAUUAUCAUUAUACACAAAAAUUAAUACAUGUAAUAUUUACAAGUGUUUUUUCUCUCCUGUUCAUUUUUUUUUAACUUCUUAUCCUAAGUUAUAAAGUUGAUUAGCUGAUCUGUGAUAUUUAUAUGUGAUGUUAAAUUUACACGAUACAUUUAUGUGAUUUUACUGUGCACGAUAUUUAAAAAUGUUUACUUGAUAAAAAAAUGGCGAUUUGUGAUUUUAACUUUACAUGAUAUCGAUAUGUGAUGUUAACUUUAUAGGAUAUCGAUAUGUGAUGUUAACUUACAUAUCAAUAUAUGAUGUUCCCUUUACAUGAUAUCGAUAUGUUAUGUAAAUUUUACAGGAUAUCGAUAUGUUAUGUAAAUUUUACAGGAUAUCGAUAUGUGAUGUUAAUUUUACAGGAUAUCGAUAUGUGAUUUUAACUUUACAUGAUAUUGAUAUGUGAUGUUAACUUACAUAUCGAUAUAUGAUGCUUAGUUUACAUGAUAUCGAUAUAUGAUGUUCCCUUUUCAUGAUAUCGAUAUGUUAUGUAAAUUUUACAGGAUAUCGAUAUGUUAUGUAAAUUUUACAGGAUAUCGAUAUGUGAUGUUAAUUUUACAGGAUAUCGAUAUGUGAUGUUAACUUUACAUGAUAUCGAUAUAUUAUGUUGACUUUUCAUAAUACCAAACCUCCUUAACUUUACAUAAUAUCGUUUAGUGAUGUUCAAUAUAUAUAUAUUACGUAUGUUUAGUUUAUUUUACGCAUUUAUAUUGACAUGUUAUAUAUUUUGAUGUUUAUUGACGUCCAAACAUUUUGUGAUUUUAAACAGAAACCGUCCAUAUGUUGUCU
Molecule: messenger RNA, 4634 nt
Organism: Mytilus trossulus (common blue mussel)
Lineage: Eukaryota; Metazoa; Mollusca; Bivalvia; Mytilida; Mytilidae
Product: death domain-containing protein 1-like
Exons: 13
Coding region: 159-3167 (1002 amino acids)
Biological process (GO): signal transduction
Molecular function (GO): protein binding
Source: RefSeq, a predicted model, not a curated record